CCAAGGAACAACUGGAAGCGGUCCAUGCUGCAGGAGUUGCAAAGAGUGGGCUACUUUUGAGAGAGAGCCAGAGCCAGAGCCCUAUGCUUCCCCGAGGAUGAUAAAGGAUAAUGGUGAUUACAGACAACUCCCAAUCACCCAAACAGACAUCAGUUAAAUUGCUAUUGUUAACAAAAAUUAUUGGUAUUGAAAUAGCGUGUUGAAUCCCGUGUACUGAUUAGAGUAUUCUAUUUAUAACAAUUUGUCGUUUAUUGUAGGUGCGAACUUUGACAAACAGAACAACCAAGCUCAUGGAGGACGCGGGAGAGGAGCAUCAUGGGAACAGCAAAAAGGUCGAGGGCCGUCGUCACGGGGAAGAGGAGAACCUUCAGAUAGAAACCAAGAACAACGUCCAGGAAGGCCUUGUCCAAUGAAUGCUGAUUCCCAUUCACCACCACAGGACAAAACACAGCCCCCUCCUGUUCGUAGAUUUUUUCCUGCAAAAUGUGUCCUAGACCUGAAAACGUUAAAAGAGAUGAAUCCUCGUGAUGUAGUCUGCAGGUUAAAUGAAAGUAUGGCUCGCUUUAAGUUCUUUCUACGAUCACCGCAGGAGGAGCAUAACAGCGAUGAGUUCAUCUUCGACCUCACGUGUACACUAGCAAUUGCCUGUAGAGCACCACCGGACAAGAACACAAACGAGAUUCUAGCCGCGCUCAAAGGCUCGGAAUUCUUGACCUCAAAGAUUCCUCGUCUGCUUGAUCAUCUGCAAGUGUCAACGGUGUUGAAUGAACAAGAAUCCCAGAGAAAACUCAUUCAAAGCUUGAUCAAAGUGUUCACGAGGUAUUUGAGACACUUGCCCAGUUCAUAUGCCGACCUGCCUUACACUCAGUUGAAACAAGCCUUGCACCAGUCAAGCAUUCAUGAAAAGGAUCAUUUACAGAAAGAGUUAGAGGCUUUUAAACAAACCAGAGAUGAUCUCAUUAUAGCGGAAAGGCAGAAGCAUGGAAAACGUUACGCCAACAAAGCAGGGCAAAAACCGCCAAACGAUUUCAGAGACAUACCAAUUUGUCCCACAAACAAAGAAAUCGCAUCUCAUGAACGGCCCUUCCUACGUAAGAACAUUUUAAAGGGAAGAUAUGAAGAUGCCGAGCACUACCUUGAUGUACAGUUUCGGUUGCUUAGAGAGGAUUUUCUUGAGCCACUCAGGGAAGGCAUCCACGAAAUUGUCCAAAAUGUACCAAGAAAACAGCGCAAUCAGUUAAUGAAACAGUACCAAGGAGCACGUAUUGUCGACAAACAAUUCACGCCGUUCGGAAUCAUUUAUCAAGUACAAUUUGAUGUUUCCAGGUUCGAUACCAAAAGAUGGGCAAAUUCCAAACGACUUCUGUUUGGUUCAUUCCUUUGUCUUUCAAACAACAACUUUGAGACAAUGCUUUUUGCAACAGUUUCCAAACGAGAUCCAGAGGAACUGGCAAAAGGUAGAAUUGAAAUUCGAUUCAUCGAGGACCAAGAUGUGUUUGGGGUGGAAAACCGUACAUGUGAGUAUCAAAUGGUUGAGUCGCCUGCCUACUAUGAAGCCUAUCGUCAUGUUCUCAAAGGCCUGAAGGAAUCGGAUGAAACCACCAUGCCAUUCAAGAAAUAUCUGGUUGAAUGUAGUGAAGAUGUCGAUCCACCCGAGUAUCUGAGGCGCGAGGAUUCUGAAGAACCAGUUUGCUAUGAUCUUAGGUUGGCAUUGGAUGUUCCAGAUGAAACGAACGCAAGUAGGGUACCAGUCCUGCAGCUCGGAGCCUGGCCCUCUGUUGAGAUCCUUCCACUUAACAGCUCCCAGUUUGAAGCGUUAAAAACAGCAGUUACAACUGAGUUUUCGGUCAUUCAGGGACCCCCAGGAACGGGGAAGACGUAUGUUGGAGCCAAAAUCGUUCGAUGCUUACUAGAGAAUCGAGCAGCCUGGGACCCUGAUAAAGUCUCGCCAAUGCUUAUGGUCUGUUACACAAACCACGCCCUUGAUCAGUUCUUAGAAAAAGUAUUAGAAUUUCUUCCCAAAGAGCAGAUCAUACGUGUUGGAGGAAGAUGCAGAAGUCCACAACUAGAAAAGUGUAAUCUGAAAUUAUUUACUGACGAGCACAGGAUGCAUGAAAGACGAAGAGAAAUCAGAGAUAUGAUACGAAGCAAAGUCUGGAAAAUGAGAGACUGGAAGAAAUUACUUUCGAAAGCAGACAAAGAGCUUUUGGAAUUCGACGAUUUGGAAAAUCUACUGGAUUCUGAACAUGCAGAGCAGCUCUACAGUGCCAUAUUUCCUCCUAACGCAGAAAACGAGUGUCGAACGCCAGACAACGCUUUCAAACUCUGGCUUUGUGGCAACAAGCAAAUGGACUCCUUCAACCGACCCACGGUAGAACAAACAGAGGAGCAGGGGAGGACAAGGCAAGGUGGAUCUGUCCUUCUAGACAAUGAUGUAGGUGAAGACGAUAAAAUAUUCUAUGACGCUACUCUGCUAGCAGCACCACGUGACAACGAUGAAGGCAAAGGCAGCAAUCCACCAGCACCUACAUCUCAGGUAGAUCUCAAAGAAAACUCUCUUUACUACAACGGACCAAAUGGCUUCCUAGCUCAACAAAGCAGCAAGCUGGCAGCAUCAGUUGGGUCUCAAGCCAGUUCUCUCGUAGAACAUGCCCACGUUUCUCAAACGUUAAAGGAUGUAGAAGAAAUCCAAGACAGCAAAUGGAUUAAAGAUCCUCCAGGCUGGACAAACAACUGCGAUGGAGGUGUUAAUAAGAUAACAGACGCUUUCGAGGAGACCAUCGAAGUAGAAAAGGAAGCUGAUUUGAUACAGGAUCAAAGAUUCAUACAUGGAGAUGAAGAUUUCCUGUCAUUUAUGUCGAGACAAUCAGAUGACUUGGGUUGUCAGAAACAAGACCAAGAAGACAAGGAAGACCAAGAAGAGGGAUGGGAAACUGUAUCCUACAGGAAGAAGGGAAAAAAAUUUGCAUGGCAGCAAACAACAGAUAAGAAUUCCAAAGACGGAAUGGGAAGCGCUCACGUUCCAAGAGAGAAAAGUACAGCCCAAAAAGAAUCCUCAAAGGGAAACAAAAACAAGAAAAUAAAAAUAACAGCAGAUAUCAAAUCAUUAAAGCGAGAUCUGGAAAAAAAAGUUGCGAUGCCUACCGAUGAAGCGAUGAGGGUUGACAACAUUUGGCUUUUAUCCUCCUCGGAUCGACGUCGGUUGUAUCUUUUUUGGAUAGAGAGCUAUCGUGAACGCUACAGGGCAGAGAUUCAAAGAGGUGAACAGGAAUAUGACCAACUUUGUCAAGAACAAGAGGCAGUUAGAUUUGAAGAAGAAGAAGAGGUUAUACGUCGCGCAACUGUUGUUGGCAUGACGACCAACGGUGCAGCACGAUAUCACUCAACCCUUCAGAGUGUAGCUCCCAGAGUUGUUGUAAUCGAAGAAGCAGCUGAGGUAAUGGAAGCUCAUAUCAUCACUUCUCUUUCACACGACACAAAGCAUACCAUUCUUAUCGGGGACCACAAGCAACUUCGCCCAAAGGCAACAGCAUAUGAGUUAGCCCAAAAAUACAACCUGUCGAUUUCGCUGUUCGAAAGAAUGGUGAUGAACAGUAUGGAUUGCAAACGUCUGUCUAUACAGCACCGUAUGCGUCCUGAAAUUGCUGCACUUACUAAACGAAUCUACGAUCACGAAAUUGUUGACCACGAAACGGUGUGCAAAUUCAAGGACAUAUCUGGCCUAAACCUCAAUCUGUUCUUCAUAGAUCAUUGUGAGCCCGAGGUCCACAUAGACGGGAUGCAAAGUUACUCUAACCCUCACGAAGCCGACUUCUUAGUGGCCCUUUGCAAAUACCUUUUACUUCAAGGAUACAAAAGAAGCCAAAUUACAGUUCUCACCAUGUAUACCGGUCAGUUGUUACUUCUUCAAGAGAAGAUGCCAAGGAAAACCUUCUGGGGAGUCAGAGUCUGUGCAGUAGACAACUUUCAAGGUGAAGAAAAUGACAUCAUUCUUCUGUCAUUGGUCAGAAGCAAUUCUUACCAGCGAAUUGGUUUCUUAAACGAGUCAAACAGAAUCUGUGUUGCAUUGUCCCGAGCUCGCCAAGGAUUUUACUGCAUUGGAAACUUCAAGCUACUGAAAAGCCAGAGCAAACUGUGGCAGGAGAUAUGUAACGAUUUAGAAACAAAGAACGCCAUCGGAGAGACUCUACAGCUAGUAUGCAAAAGACACAACAAAGUCACCAGUGUGGGAACGUCACGUGAGUUUGAUAUCACAUUUGGAGGAUGCAAGAUGCCCUGUGGAGAACGUCUUGUUUGUGGCCAUGCGUGUGAGAAACCAUGCCACGCUUCAGCCCACUUCCAAGACCCCUGCUCUAAAUUGUGCCUGAUGAAAUGCUGCUCCAACGACCACCAAUGCCAACAUAGGUGCCAUUAUCCAACCAACUGUCCUGAGUGUCGUCAAGAUAUGUUAAAGACGGUCCCUCAGUGCGGCCACGAACAACCCGUCCCGUGCAGUGUUGACCCAGAAAUGUUCCCCUGUACACUCAAAUGCGAAAAACUCCUCAAAUGUGGACACAACUGCCAGGAAGCAUGUGGGGAAUCGUGUACGAAAAAAUGUAACGUUCCCUGUAGGAAAACUCUCCCGUGUGGACAUGAAAAAACCAUGCCUUGUUUUAAUGAUCCCGUGGAUUAUAAAGGGUGUAACAGCAAGUGUACCAAACUUCUCGAGUGUGGCCAUCCCUGUUCAAGAACAUGCAAACAACGUUGUGAAUGCAACACAAAAGUUGAAGUUGAACUACCGUGUGGUCAUCGAAAACAAGUUUUAUGUCGAAAGAAAGACACGCCACCACCGUGCGCGGAGAGAUGCAGGAGAACACUGAACUGUGGACACGAUUGUCCGGGCUUGUGUCAUGAAGAAUGUGCGGCGAAAAAAUGCAAAAGCAUUGUCUUUAAAUUUCUUCCAUGUGGCCAUCAGCAAAGUGUUACUUGCCACCUUGACCCCAACAAGGCUUUUUGUUACGCUCCAUGCCAACGACAGCUGGAUUGCGGACACAGAUGCACAUCUGUGUGUGGCCGUGUGUGCGACGAGGUUCGAUGUGAAGAAGUAUGUCUAAAGAAGUGUGAGCGAGGUCAUGCCUGUCAACGACGGUGCCAUUUUGGUGCGUCAUGUAAUGAUUGCAUGAUUGUGGUUAAUAUGACAAUUCCCACAUGCGGACACAGCAUUGAGAUGCCCUGUUACGUUGAUCCAUCUUCAUUGAGGUGUAAAAAGCCAUGUGAAAGAGUAAGGAUCUGUGGACAUCAUUGUCAAAACAUUUGCAGUACGAAAUGUGAAGCUCAAGAGUGCAAGGCGCCCGUAAAAACAACGUUACAAUGUGGUCACGAGGCGACUAUACCCUGUCAUAAGGAUCCCGAAAAAUAUAAAUGUGAAGAAAUAGUAGAGGUCUGUCUACCAUGUGGACACAAGACGUCCUUGGCCUGCCAUGUUGUAAAAGCGAAUCAACAAAAAGUAUUAUGCAACGUGAAAGUUGAGAAAGAACUGCCUUGCAAGCACAAACUCACUCUUCCCUGUCACAAAAAUCCCAAAGAAUGCAAAUGUAAGAAGAAAGUCGAUGUCCCCUUGUCGUGUGGUCAUACGACGGCUCUUAUUUGCUGUAAUAAGAUGGCAGACUUAAAAAAUGUUUCUUGUAAGGUUAAGGUGAAAAGAAGACUACCAUGUGACCACGAGAUAACUAUUCCAUGCUACAAAAAUCAGAUGGAGCACGUUUGUGAAGAGGAGGCUGAAAUCACCCUUUCCUGUGGACACACGAAGCUCACAACAUGCUCGAAAGCGAGACAUGGGCAGCAUGGUGAAAUCUGUAACAUAAAGGUAAUGAGAAGAUUACAGUGUGGACACGAAAGGGAGAUGUUGUGUUCAGACAAACCCAUGGAGCACGUUUGUGAAGAGGAGGCUGAAAUCACCCUUUCCUGUGGGCACAAGAAGCUCACAACAUGCUUUAAGGCGAUACAUGAGCCGCAUGGUGAAAUCUGUGAUACAAAGGUGACGAGAAGAUUGAAUUGUGGGCACGAAAGGGAAAUGUUGUGUUCAGACAAACCAGGUGAAGUGUUUUGUGAUGCUCCUUGCGAACAACGUCUUCCAUGUGAACAUCUUUGCACUAAAAAAUGUGGCGACGACUGCGCUAGCUUCAAAUGUGCCGUCAGAGUCCAGAAGCUCUUGGCAUGUGGCUCACAUGAAAUCAAUUGUCGUUGCUCUGAUGAUGUGUCCCAGAUGAUCUGUCCAAAUGGUUGCAAGCGAACAUUGUCUUGCGGGCAUAAAUGCCCUGGUAAAUGCUCUGAGGAUUGUAGUCAGUUCCAAUGCCAGAAGAUUGUCGUCAAACAUCUCAAUUGUGCAGGAGGGCAUUCUCUAAGAAUGCCUUGUAGUGAUGAUCCCAACACUGUAAUAUGCCAGGAACACUGCAACAAUAAGCUAGAUUGUGGUCAUCCCUGUCCCGGCUCUUGCAGCCAGCCUUGCAGAAGUCUGAAGUGCAUGCGAAGAGUAGAGAAAACAUUUCCUUGCGGUCACAUUGCGCCACUAAAGUGUUUCCAAAGCAAAACAGCGACCUGCAGGGAACGUUGUCGCCGUCAUAAGAGCUCAUGCAAACAUAUUUGUAAAGGGGUCUGUGGUGAAGAUUGCUCUAAAUACCCCUGUGAUGUAGAGGUGACAAAAACCCUCUCGUGUGGGCAUAAGAUUAAAAUGCGUUGUAGUCGCCCUGUGGAAGACGUACAAUGUCCUGCUGUAUGUGGAAAAGACUUGCCAUGUGGUCAUCAGUGUUCUGGGGCAUGUGAUGAUUGCCAACAAAGCGGUUCACAUGAAUUGUGCGAACAUCCAUGUGGUCGAUUGCUUGUUUGUUCGCACCGCUGUAGAGGAAGAUGUAGUGAGCCUUGCCCUCCUUGUGACAAAAAAUGCGACCGACGUUGCCCUCAUGGGCAAUGUAACAAACGCUGUGCCCAGCUGUGUGAACCAUGCAGAAGACCGUGCACCUGGAAUUGUCCUCACUACCAGUGCAAAAAUCUCUGUGGAGAGGAAUGCGAUCGCCCUCGCUGUGAUGCUCCCUGUCCUAAAAAACUGCCUUGUCGCCACCCCUGUAUUGGCUUGUGUGGAGAAAACUGCCCCACUGUGUGUGCUAUUUGUCAUCGAGAGAAGCUUUCUUCCAUGUUAUCUGAUGGACGUGGAAACAAGACGGAACCCAAACGAUGUCUGCAACUUUUCGACUGUGGUCACAUCAUUAAAGUUGAAGAGAUGGAUGGGUGGAUGUUCCGAGAACUGGCUAGCGAUGAUCAGCUAAGGAGAUGCCCAAAGUGUUCUACAUCAAUUACGUUUAGCUAUCGGUACGGAAAUAUCAUCAAAAGGUCUGUUAAAAGCCUUGAAAAGGUAAAGAAGAGAGUGCAAGAGAUAAUAUACGAAGAAACCACUUCUGCCAGGGAUCUCCUGUCAAUACGGGAAUUGCACAAUGAUGUAACCAAGCUUAAGUUUCCGCCAAUGGUUCUACGUGUUGUACAGUCGUAUUUCAACAAAGCGAACUGGCUCGAUUGGCCACGUGUUCGUGGGCGCUUUGCUCUUUUCAUAUUCACACUAAGAAAUCACCUCUUGAUUCUACAGCUAGCGCAAAGAACACAUGAAGUGCUAAAAAAGGCGUUAGUUGGUCUUCAAGCAAGUUCAAAACAGCAGGUAGAGCUGAAAGAACUAUGGAACGACACCAGAGAUGCAAUCGAAAAGAUCAAAGUGUACCUGGAGGAACCUCAACUUGAUUUGAAAACUCUUAGUCAAGUGUACGAACAGACAAGAAAGAUCUUUCUUUUCUCCCAAGUUUUAGAGGCCCAAAGCAAGGCUACGAUGCGUCAAAUUCCUUUGUCAAGCAAUGGUACAGCUGAACUGAGUCUGGCAUGUAAUCGCUUUAGAGUCUUUUUCAAGGGUAACGACGAGGUUCUAGAUCUCGAAUGGCUCAGAGAAACGGUCAACUUGUUGAGAACAGAGAUGAGACUCCCACUCCGACCGCUUGAGGAAGCAAAAGACUUCGCAAAUUUCCCAGGGUACCAAAAAGACGUCUGGAAAUCGUGCGACCAAGGCCACGUUUAUUUCACGGGAUGGAUAGUGCGAGGUGGCGAAGACAUUCCGUUGGGAAGCGAAGGAUGCAGCAGGUGUACGGCAGAGCAAUGAAAAUGGAAGAAGGACAGUUAACUGAAAGAAAAAAUGUCAUUACUUGUCAUAGAAACUAAUUUGCAGUGCUUCUUAUAAAGAGGAAAGGCGCAAAUUUCGAAAAGAAUGGCAAUUCAUCACGUGGUAGUGGGUAAUGAAUCAAAUUCGUGAUUGAGCAUGAAGUUGAAAGAAUAUGACGAAUCCACGGAAAGCUUUUGAAAAAGGCUGAAUACUACAGACUAGAAGCACCGGAGCGACAGUUCAUCUGGGGUUGAGUUUUGAGAGGCAUUAUAGGACGUCACAGAUUUGAUGUAGUGUUAGAAGCAACUAAUUUCCAGACGAAGAAACGGAAAGACCGUCAGAGAAAGCAGGUUGGUCGGUAAAGAUUUGAAGGUGAAAUGGAAACGUCAACUAAAUCUGAGUGCGUUGGAGUGUCUUGCAGCAGGCCGUAGAUGUAUCUGUGCAUCGGCUUAACAGCAUGCCUUGCAAUGGGGAUGUUAAAAUCUCACUUAAUAGAUGAAUAACUCAUAGCCAUGGUGAAGAACAGACAAACAAUAAACGGUGAAGUAAGUGAACCUGAUUGAAAAUAAGACACAACCGCGAAAGAAGAGAGUCGAAGAAUUGACUCCUGAUUCAGUACUUCACAUUUGACUGAUAAGAGAUCAAGAAAAUGAAUUAUAACUACAUUAAGCAUAGACAUUUCAAGGAACAUUUACCUUGAGUGAAAUUUAAGUCUAAAACAAACGUAGGCUAGACAGCAAGUAGUUAAUUUUUAAGCCCGUAGUCGCAUUAUGUGUAACGCUCGUUUUAUAUUCAUCCUAAAAAUGGCGCAAAAUAUACUACAAAAAGAUAAAUGCGUUAGCAAAUGACUCGGCACCAAGCUUUAAGUUGGUUUACUUAGAGCUCACGUUCUUGUAAAAUCACUGUUAUUUUCAGUGUGUCAAUUCAAAAGAUCUAUAAACCAAACAGUCCGAUAUGCUUGAAUGCGGGCGAGUUUUUGUAAAAGUCCAACCGACUUUUAAGAAUUUGCUGGUAGUUGUAAUGCAAAGUUUUAUAAAGGAUUUAAUUUACAAUACUAACAUUAUAUACAAUACUAACAUUUUUACAGCAAGUGGGCCCAAGUAGAUUAGAAAAUGUUGAAAGUUUUCUUUUCAAGAAAGACUUCUUUGAAAAUAUUAAGUUUUGUUCUAAGACGUAAAAGAAAGCUGUCAAAAUCCAACUUGUUAUUUCGUACGCUGGUGCUAGAAAAACGAUAUUUUGCAAGAAGGAGAGCGUAGUUGAGUACUUGCUCAUUACGUGAUUUUUCGUACCAGCCGUACAAAAUUAUGCAUUCAUUGAGAAUUAAGUUUUGUUUAAAUUUUUGAUACUACCAAUCGGUGAACCGACCCCAGAGCAUGGCAGGGGGCAGCUGUAAAGCAUGUAAAUUUUGGUUAGCUUUUCAGUGUUACACAGAGGACAAGUUUCAUCAUUAGCUUUACCUGCACGGGUCAGGCUGAGUUGAUUAGGAAGGAUAUGAAUUACUUUGUAUUGAAACGUGACUAUCUUUGUAUCCCUAGUUGUUGUAAAAGG
Messenger RNA from Orbicella faveolata, 9721 nucleotides. RefSeq lists its product as uncharacterized. Gene Ontology annotation, molecular function: zinc ion binding; helicase activity. Gene Ontology annotation, biological process: regulatory ncRNA-mediated heterochromatin formation. NCBI's taxonomy places the organism in Eukaryota, Metazoa, Cnidaria, Anthozoa, Scleractinia, Merulinidae. The record is from RefSeq and is a predicted model, not a curated record. Gene Ontology annotation, cellular component: nuclear RNA-directed RNA polymerase complex; nucleus.